This is a messenger RNA of Elgaria multicarinata webbii, 794 nucleotides long. It is a transcript of the gene UCHL1, whose product is annotated as ubiquitin C-terminal hydrolase L1. The record is from RefSeq and is a predicted model, not a curated record. The transcript is spliced from 9 exons. NCBI's taxonomy places the organism in Eukaryota, Metazoa, Chordata, Lepidosauria, Squamata, Anguidae. Bases 28 to 702 code for a protein of 224 amino acids. Gene Ontology annotation, cellular component: cytoplasm. Gene Ontology annotation, biological process: protein deubiquitination; ubiquitin-dependent protein catabolic process. Gene Ontology annotation, molecular function: cysteine-type deubiquitinase activity.
GGAGCGGUUGGCUUUGCAGUCGAGACAAUGGCGUGGCAGCCCAUGGAGAUCAAUCCUGAGAUGCUGAACAAAGUGCUGUCCCGCCUAGGAGUUGCCCCUGGCUGGCGGUUUGUGGAUGUGCUGGGGUUUGAGGAAGAUUCCUUGAGCGCUGUGCCCAGUCCAGCUUGUGCUCUGCUGUUGCUCUUUCCUCUUACUGCUCAGCAUGAAAACUUCAGAAAGAAGCAGAUUGAAGAACUGAAGGGUCAAGAAGUGAGCUCAAAAGUCUAUUUUCUGAAGCAAACUGCCAGUAACUCAUGUGGAACCAUUGGCCUUAUACAUGCAGUGGCUAAUAAUCAAGAAAAAAUAUUAUUUGAUGAAGGGUCUGUUCUAAAGGAGUUCCUCACUGCAACAGCCGAACUCUCUCCAGAUGAGAGGGCAAAACGCCUUGAAAACAACAAGGCCAUCCAAGAAGCCCACAAUGCAGUAGCACAAGAAGGCCAAUGUCGGGCUGAAGAUGAUAAAGUGAAUUUCCAUUUCAUUCUGUUUGCCAGUGUGGACGGACACCUCUAUGAACUGGAUGGCCGAAUGCCCUUCCCUGUAAAUCAUGGGGCUAGUUCAGAUGAUACCUUGCUGAAGGCCUCUGCCAAGAUCUGCCGGCAGUUCACAGAACGCGAGCAAGGGGAGGUCCGCUUUUCUGCUGUGGCACUCUGCAAGUCUGCUUGAAGUUCAGGAGUUAAAGCAGCCCUGUAGCCCAUCACUGAAAGCAGUUCAAACCUUUAGUGCUUUAGUACUUGUGUUUAAAAAAAGAAGAAAAA